AUGUUGUUAUGGUGCCAGAAAAAAUUUGUAUCAUUCAAGUCUUUCCUUUGUAAGCUGGAGAAACAGAUCAGUAUAGUAGAAGAACCUGAUUUACAAACGGGGUACUAUAUUUUCAGCCAGAAACUGAAGCAUAUUAUUCGCCUACCAUUUGCUACAAUUGCAUAUGGUAUGCAUUACUUGAUGAGACAAAUGAUAAUUUUUCUAAGAGCCUUCUGUUGCACGGGUACCAGGAUGGUGGGACUAUUAGAUCAACAGAUGGCGUUGCUGCAAUAUCAGCAAGAAAAUAUACACUUUUUAAGUGAGGAGAUUCUUAGACUGCAAGAAACCUUAAGCAAAUACGAAAGGUCUAAUGAUGGGAGUGCACCUCAGGUAGAUCUUGCUCACUUGUUGGCAACUCGAGAUCAAGAGUUGCGCACACUCAAAGCUGAGAUGAAUCAAUUGCAAUCUGAGCUGAGGCUUGCUCGAUCUAUUACAGAGGAGAAAGAUGCUGAGAUUCAGCGUAUUCGCAAUGCAAACAAUCAGUAUGUAGAAGAAAACGAGAGACUUAGAGCUAUUCUGGGAGAAUGGAGCAACCGAGCAGCUAAGCUCGAACGCGCAUUGGAGCUGGAACGGAUGUCAAACUUGGAACUGCAGAAAAAAAUGACCACACUGAAGACUCAAACGUGUGAAUAGUUC
Capsicum annuum is the source of this 675-nucleotide messenger RNA. Its product is annotated as protein FIP1-like. Gene Ontology annotation, cellular component: late endosome; lysosomal membrane. The record is from RefSeq and is a predicted model, not a curated record. Lineage: Eukaryota; Viridiplantae; Streptophyta; Magnoliopsida; Solanales; Solanaceae. The coding region runs from base 1 to 672 and encodes 223 amino acids. The transcript has 8 exons.